Dromiciops gliroides (monito del monte) is the source of this 6388-nucleotide messenger RNA. RefSeq names its product myocyte enhancer factor 2C (gene MEF2C). Bases 422 to 1873 code for a protein of 483 amino acids. The record is from RefSeq and is a predicted model, not a curated record. NCBI's taxonomy places the organism in Eukaryota, Metazoa, Chordata, Mammalia, Microbiotheria, Microbiotheriidae. The transcript is spliced from 11 exons. Gene Ontology annotation, molecular function: protein dimerization activity; RNA polymerase II cis-regulatory region sequence-specific DNA binding; histone deacetylase binding. Gene Ontology annotation, biological process: heart development; cell differentiation; positive regulation of transcription by RNA polymerase II.
UCUCCCUCCCUCCCUCCCUCCCUCCCUCUCUCCCUCCCUCCUUCAGUCACUCAUAGACACUCGAACACACGCACACGCACACGCAUACACCCAGACAUCUUCUGGCUGCUAUUGGAUUGACUUUGAAGGUUGUGUGUGGUUCGCCGAAGCUGCACGUUGAAUCAGGUGGAGAAAAAUUUUAAAGGCUGGACGAAGCAAAAGAUCAUUAUUAUUACUAUUUUUUUUCCUUCAAGAAAAGAAAAUAUUCCAAGGACUAGUCUGAUCGUGUCUUCCUUCAUCAGGAACGAAUGCAGGGAUCUGUGAAUUGAGUAGUGCAAGUGCUGAAGAGGGAGGUUUGUUUGGAGGAAACGGGAAAGAGAAAGAAAAGGAAAGGAAAAAAUACAUAAUUUUAGGAACGAGAGAGAGAAGAAAAACGGGGACUAUGGGGAGAAAAAAGAUUCAGAUCACGAGGAUUAUGGAUGAACGUAACAGACAGGUGACAUUUACAAAGAGGAAAUUUGGGUUAAUGAAGAAGGCUUAUGAGCUGAGCGUUCUAUGUGACUGUGAGAUUGCGCUAAUCAUCUUUAACAGCACCAACAAACUGUUCCAGUAUGCCAGCACGGAUAUGGACAAAGUGUUGCUGAAAUACACAGAGUACAAUGAGCCACAUGAGAGCCGAACAAAUUCAGAUAUUGUUGAGACGUUGAGAAAGAAGGGACUUAAUGGUUGUGACAGUCCAGACCCUGAUGCAGACGAUUCAGCAUUGAACAAGAAAGAAAACAAAGGCUGUGAAAGCCCCGAUCCUGACUCCUCUUAUGCACUCACCCCACGCACUGAAGAAAAAUACAAAAAAAUUAAUGAAGAGUUUGAUAAUAUGAUCAAGAGUCAUAAAAUUCCUGCUGUUCCACCACCCAACUUUGAGAUGCCAGUUUCUAUCCCAGUGUCCAAUCACAACAGUUUGGUAUAUAGUAAUCCAGUCAGCUCACUGGGCAACCCCAACCUUUUGCCACUGGCUCACCCUUCUUUGCAGAGAAAUAGUAUGUCUCCUGGAGUGACACAUCGGCCUCCAAGUGCAGGUAACACAGGUGGUCUGAUGGGCGGGGACCUCACAACCGGUGCAGGCACCAGUGCAGGGAAUGGGUAUGGUAACCCACGAAACUCACCAGGUUUGCUGGUCUCACCUGGAAACUUGAAUAAGAAUAUGCAAGCAAAGUCUCCACCACCGAUGAAUCUGGGAAUGAACAACCGUAAACCAGAUCUCCGAGUCCUUAUUCCACCAGGCAGCAAGAAUGCAAUGCCAUCAGUGAAUCAAAGGAUAAAUAACUCCCAGUCUGCUCAGUCAUUGGCCACCCCGGUGGUUUCCGUAGCAACUCCUACUUUACCAGGGCAAGGAAUGGGAGGGUAUCCAUCAGCCAUUUCAACAACAUAUGGUACUGAGUACUCACUGAGUAGUGCAGAUUUAUCAUCUCUCUCUGGGUUUAAUACAGCCAGUGCUCUUCAUCUUGGUUCAGUAACUGGCUGGCAACAGCAACACCUACAUAACAUGCCACCAUCUGCCCUCAGCCAAUUGGGAGCUUGCACUAGCACUCACUUAUCUCAGAGUACAAAUCUCUCCCUGCCUUCUACUCAAAGCCUCAACAUCAAGUCAGAACCUGUUUCUCCUCCUAGAGACCGUACCACCACCCCCUCGAGAUACCCACAGCAUACGCGCCACGAGGCGGGGAGAUCUCCUGUUGACAGCUUGAGCAGCUGUAGCAGCUCGUAUGAUGGGAGCGACCGAGAGGAUCAUCGGAAUGAAUUCCACUCCCCCAUUGGACUCACCAGACCUUCGCCGGACGAAAGGGAAAGUCCCUCAGUCAAGCGCAUGCGGCUCUCUGAAGGAUGGGCAACAUGAUCAAAUUAUUACCUACUAGUUUUUUUUUUUUCCUUGCAGUGUGUGUGUGCUAUACCUUAAUGGGGAAUGGGGGGUCGAUAUGCAUUAUAUGUGCCGUGUGUGGACAAAAAAAGUCAGGUACUCUGUUUUGUAAAAGUACUUUUAAAUUGCCUCAGUGAUACAGUAUAAAGGUAAACAGAAAUGCUGAGAUAGGCUUAGCACUUGAGUUGUACAACAGAACACUUGUACAAAAUAGAUUUUAAGGCUAACUUCUUUUCACUGUUGUGCUCCUUUGCAAAAUGUAUGUUACAAUAGAUAGUGUCAUGUUGCAGGUUCAACGUUAUUUACAUGUAAAUAGACAAAAGGAAACAUUUGCCAGAAGUGGCAGAUCUUUACUGAGAGAGAAAGCAGCUGUUAUGCAACAUAUAGAAAAUGUAUAGAUGUUUUGACAGACCCAGCAAUGGGUGGCCACUGGUAAAUGUUAGAAACAGAAGAGGUCACCUAACAUAGCAAUGAUGCUCACAAACAUUCAGGCAUAUCAUUGGAGUAUGGCACUCAGUUAAAAGGAUCAAGGACAUUUCAAAGAGGACCAUACUUAUAAAAAAUGUGGAGUUUGAGGGCUAACGUAUUUAAUUUUUAAAAAUUCUGGGUCUGCAUCACUUAUUAAAUAAAAAUAUAAAAAUAUGUACAUUACAUUUUGCUUAUUUUCAUAUAAAAAGUAAGACAGAGUUUGCAAAGCAUUUGUGGCUUUUUGUAGUUUACUUAAGCCAAAAUGUGUUUUUUUUUCUUGAUAGCUUCGCUAAUAUUUUAAACAGUCCUGAAAAAAGCAAAAGGGACUUUUUGUAUAGAAAGCACUACCCUAAGCCAUGAAGAACUCCAUGCUUUGCUAACCAAGAUAACUGUUUUCUCUUUGUAGAAGUUUUGUUUUUGAAAUGUGUAUUUCUAAUUAUAUAAAAUAUUAAGAAUCUUUUAAAAAAUCUGUGAAAUUAACAUGCUUGUGUAUAGCUUUCUAAUAUAUAAUAAUUAUGGUAAUAGCAGAAGUUUUUUGUUAUCUUAAUAGUGGGAGGGGGGUAUAUUUGUGCAGUUGCACAUUUAAGUAACUAUUUUCUUUCAGUUUUCUUUUACUCUGCAUACAUUUUACAAAAUCAAAAUCAGUUGUUAAAAGGAUAAACCUGUGGGGUUAGAUUUACCACAUCAUAAUAACCUAAGUCAUUUUAAAAACUAAAUUUGAAAUCUAUUGGGCGAAUGGACAUCCAUUGUAUAUAUUAAUUAGUUCUUUCGGUUUUGAAUUUUUUGGGUUUUUUUGCAUUUUACCAAAUGCAGGGCCCCUUUUCUGAUCUUAGGUAUACCCCUGUGCAUCUUGGAAUUCAAUAAGUACGUAUCGCAAUUUGAUCUUUAUGCUAAGUCACCUGGUUGGUAUUCAGCCCACUAUAAUUUGAUAUAGUAUUUGGUUUUUAAAAUCUGCCUGGAAUGGGCUAUGAGUGGUUAUAAGUUACAUCCUGAAAAUAUGUCAGAAAAAAAUGUGAUUGAUGUGGAGGUAAUGCAGCGAAUAAAUUAUAUUCACCCAUAUUUAAACAAAAUAUGAAGAAACUUGAUGCUACAGAAAAAAACAAAGAAGCAGGUACCCAGUAUUGUAUUAUUUUAACUUGUACUCAACAAACCUCAUUGGUAUCAUAAGACUGUUGAGCUAGCCCAGUGUAUCAGGCAACCCCAAAAAUGUCACUUCUGCAUAAGGCAUGUAUGUCAUAUUUUUUCCUUCAAUAAAGAGAAUUAAUAGUCAUUACAAGAAAACCCAUUUAAGAUCCUCUAUGUCCCUUUUCGUUCAAAAAAACAAUGACUUAUUGAACAUUUGUCUCUGGGGAUUAUUUUCUGGGUCGUUCCCCUUUAAGAAGUUAGUGCCAUAAGAAAUGCUUAUAUUUCUUCUCCAAAAGUAGUUUCAGUUUUUGAAGGAAUAUAGGAACAAUUUCCUUCUCAUGAUAUGUGGAGAUCCAGUUUCAUCUCCCAAUCAGAUGCAUUGACACUAGCAGCAAAUAUAUAUACAUAUAUAUGGGUGUGUGUAUGUGUAUAUAUACAUAUAUGCAUAUACAUAUACAUAUACACAAAAGUCAUGCAGUCAGCACAAACAAAUCCAAUUGAGUUAGGCCAUGCUAAGACCCAUUCCCCAUCAACUUGCAUAGUUUCUGUGUAUUUCUCAUCAUAAAAGGCUGCCGCUGGGUGGCAGAAGCCAAGAGAUUUUACUCACUGGACUCUAUUUUCCUAACUUUAUCUUCGAUUUCCAAUUAGUUCUCUGGUUUGUGCCUGACUAGGAUGCCAGUCUGCCUUGUACUCUUAUUUUGUAUACUCUAAGCAGAAUACAAUUCAGCUAAUUCACACAUCCUAUUUGAUAAGAUGACCAUGGAACAUGGAAAGAAAGAUAUUUAUGCAGAGGAAAAGCAGAACUGGAUCCCUGACCUAUUAAAUGCAAACACACAUAGACACACACGAUAUUCAAAGCCACUCUCCUAACCUUAAGCAUGAUCCCAUUCUUAGAGUCUCUUGCUGAGAUUUUUAACUUGACGUGUAUAAAAUAUGCAAAUAUGUCACAAAUGUGCUUUGUCAUUUCAAAACACUUUGGGUUUAUCAGAAUUGUUAGUAGAAACUUGUCAGUGGGUGGGGAGGGGGUCAGUCUAUGAAAAUACGAAGAAUAGCCAUAUUAUUAGUUUACCUUGCAAUUUGCCUCAGCAACACAGGAAAAAAGCAAAAGUGAGUUUCUGAGGGGGUGGUUGUUUAAAGUAAGCUAAAGAACCAGCAGAAGCCGGGGUGAGGAUGAAGCCUCGGCUAUUUAUAGCAGUUCUGACAAUGGUUUUAUAAGAACAUUUAAAAGAAUAGAAUCACUUGAAAAUGGAUGCCAGUCACCUCUUGUUCCCACCACUGAAUUCAUCUGACGUGGUGGCAAGACAGUGAAGGGAUAAUCUGAGAAUUUUUAAAAGAUGAUUGAAUGAGAAGAAGCACAACUUUGAAUAUGAUGAGUCACUUUCUGUCAACAAUAACUGUCUCUCUUUUUUACCCUUGUACCUUUCUCUGUAAUUUACCAUUUAUUGUAUUUGCAAAGCUAAUUUUGUUUUUUUUUCCACAGAGAUUCCUUUGUAUGUAAGGAGUUUGGGGCAGAGCCCUGAGGGAGUAUUACUUUACAGAACCCAAGCUGCAGAAACCAUUUUUUUUUAGGCAACACUCUUCAUUGCAAGUUAAAAUACCCCAAAGUGGCAUUUUGUUCACUCAUAAGGAUUGCAAUCACUAAUCCUUAUUUUAAGAGAUUUUCGGUAACAUCAUUAAACUGAAUUAUUGGUGACAAUGAUAUGAUAUACAUAAGCUGCACAACCUGUAUAUUGUAUGCAUUGGUGCCUUUCAUUUUGAGGGUGUUCAUUUCAACAUUUUUGAAAGUUCAGUUUUAUAGCAAAAAGGCAUAUUUUUCCCAAAGGCAGAAUCUAACUGUUUUGUAAUAAUGAAUAUGAAAAUACCUGUCAUCCUCAGAUCAUUUUCAGGUUAACUAAAGUGAGAAUUUUUAAAAUAAUGAUGCCAAUUCUCCCUUAACAAGAAUGUCAGCCCUCUUGUACCUGGACAUGUUUAUUUUAUCUUUCCUACCCAAGUCUUUAACUUAGGUGUAGAGGUUGGGUUUUCGGGGGUUUUUUUGUUUUUGUUUUGUUUUUUUGCCCCUUUCUUCUUGUGUUUCCUUCAGAAAGUAAAUGCUUUGUAUUUCUUUUUUUAAGCCACUUGAAACCUCAAUAAAGGCUGUUGCCUAAACAUGGAAUACUUCAUCUGUUCCUGUUUGUGCCAUCUGCUGUGAUGUCGUCACUUAUAUGGCGUUAAUUUCCUGCCACUACAGAUCUUUUGAAGGACUGAUGGGAUAUUGGUAUAUGUUAGAAUGCUUCAGAUUGUAGAUGUAAUAAGAGGCUUUUGUUAAUAUGUUUUAACCAAAGAUGUGGAGCAAUCCAAGCUUUUAGCCACAUACCGUCUGCAUCAAAUUUGUCCAUUUGGGUUAUUUUUAUAAUCGGGUGUUACAUUUUGCCUUCCCUGUGCAUACCUCAAAUUGAUCCAUACCUCACUUUGAUUCAGAGAGGUCAACAAAAUGACAGAUUUUUUUCACUCUAAAUGCUAGUACCUGUAUUCUCUUAGAGUAGAGCAGAAAUGGGUCACUGUAGGCAUAGUACUUGGAUUGCUUCAGAUGGUUUGCUGUAUCCUUUUUUUCUUCUUUUUUUUUUUCUGGGGACUUGUUUCCAUUAAAUGACAGUAAUUCAAAAGUAGCUUGUAAAUGAGGGCAUACAAGCAUUUGCAACAAAUAUUAAAAUAGAGGCUCACAGCGGCAUAAGCUGGACUUUGUCGCCACUAGAUGACAAGAUGUUCUAACUAAGUUAAACCACAUCUGUGUAUCUCAAGGGACUUAAUUCAGCUGUCUGUAGUGAACAAAAGUGGGAAAUUUUCCAAAGUUUCUCCUGCUGGAAAUAAGGUAUAAUUUGUAUUUUGCAGACAAUUCAGUAAAGUUACUGGCUUUCUUAGUGA